CAAGAUCAUCCCUCUCUUCCCGUCAGCUCAUUUAUGCGCCUCCUCACUCGCUCGUGUAUGACGAAAACCCCACAAUGGCUUCUGCUAACUCUUACGGUACACCGACUGUCUUCGAAGCGAUCGCAGAGUGACUGGCACCACGCGAGCCUGGCGAGCCAAUCAGCGAUUGACACUUGGCACACAGCAAGUUCUCCAAGCCGAAUCUUCUGUCUAUAGAUCCGAGGCUAAAUCGCUCACAGCUCUCAUUCAUGCCGAAGUGAAAUUCAUCAAGGGAAGGCG
This is a messenger RNA of Ceraceosorus guamensis, 279 nucleotides long. RefSeq lists its product as hypothetical. Lineage: Eukaryota; Fungi; Basidiomycota; Exobasidiomycetes; Ceraceosorales; Ceraceosoraceae. The transcript has a single exon. The record is from RefSeq and is a predicted model, not a curated record. The coding region runs from base 34 to 216 and encodes 60 amino acids.